Messenger RNA from Acanthopagrus latus (yellowfin seabream), 5048 nucleotides. RefSeq names its product metastasis associated 1 family, member 2 (gene mta2). The transcript is spliced from 18 exons. Gene Ontology annotation, cellular component: NuRD complex; nucleoplasm. Gene Ontology annotation, biological process: negative regulation of transcription by RNA polymerase II. Lineage: Eukaryota; Metazoa; Chordata; Actinopteri; Spariformes; Sparidae. Gene Ontology annotation, molecular function: chromatin binding; histone deacetylase binding; transcription corepressor activity. The record is from RefSeq and is a predicted model, not a curated record. The coding region runs from base 401 to 2392 and encodes 663 amino acids.
GGCCAGUGAGUGUGUGUUUGCUGCGUGCGAGUGUGUGUGUUGAACUGAGCGGAGGUGAAGAAGAGGAGGAUGAAGCUGGGAGCGGAGGAUGGGAGGAAGAGUGGAGUAAGAGACAGGCUAGCUGUGUGUGAAUGAGUGAGUGAGAGAGGAAGAGGAGAGGAAGGUCGUCUGAGGGACCGAAAACAAAGACUUCGAUUUUUUGGGGAUAACCUCCGGAACAUUACUAACGGAAACUUUCAACUUUUUACCCGCCACAGCUCGGCUCACAGUGCCCGGAGCCGGCUUUGUUUCACGGCGGGGGUGUCUACGAUAAAUGAAGGAAUAAAACAGAUCCCCAUCGACCUUUUUCUAUCCAAGUGGGGAAUACCCCGGGACUGAUUUUGCAAAAGGUUACGAGAGAAUGGCGGCCAACAUGUAUCGAGUGGGAGAUUAUGUGUACUUUGAGAACUCCUCCAGCAACCCUUACCUGAUCCGCAGAAUAGAAGAGCUCAACAAGACAGCCAAUGGGAAUGUGGAGGCGAAGGUGGUGUGUCUCUUCAGGAGGCGAGACAUCUCAGGCAACCUCAACACCCUGGCUGACAGUAAUGCAAGAGAAUUUGAGGAGGAGUCAAAGCAGCCGACGCUGUCUGAACAACAGAAACACCAGCUCAAACACAGAGAACUCUUCCUGUCUCGACAGUUUGAAUCUCUACCUGCUACUCACAUACGGGGAAAAUGCAACGUCACCCUCCUUAAUGAAACCGAUGUCUUGGUUGGCUACCUGGAUAAAGAGGACUGUUUCUUCUACUCGCUGGUGUUUGACCCUGUCCAGAAGACCCUGCUUGCAGACCAGGGCGAGAUCCGGGUGGGCUCUAAGUACCAGGCAGAGAUCCCUGAUAAGCUUGCUGAGGGUGAAUCAGACAAUAGGGUCCAGGAGAAGCUGGAGACCAAGGUGUGGGACCCCAACAACCAGCUCAAAGAUCCUCAGAUCGACCAGUUCCUGGUGGUGGCAAGAGCUGUGGGGACAUUUGCUCGGGCCCUCGACUGCAGCAGCUCCAUCCGUCAGCCCAGCCUCCACAUGAGUGCAGCUGCAGCCUCAAGAGACAUUACACUGUUCCAUGCAAUGGACACAUUGCAGAAGAACAACUAUGACUUGGCCAAAGCCAUGUCCACCCUGGUUCCACAGGGGGGACCAGUGCUGUGCCGCGAUGAGAUGGAGGAGUGGAGCGCCUCAGAGGCCAUGCUAUUUGAGGAGGCUCUGGAGAAAUACGGCAAAGACUUCAACGACAUCCGCCAGGACUUUCUGCCCUGGAAGUCUCUAGCCAGUGUGGUCCAGUUCUACUACAUGUGGAAGACUACCGACCGCUACAUCCAACAGAAACGACUAAAAGCAGCGGAAGCAGACAGUAAGCUGAAGCAGGUGUACAUCCCCACCUACACCAAACCCAACCCCAACCAGAUCAUGGUUCCAGGCAGUAAGCCUGGCAUGAAUGGGGCGGCAGGCUUUCAGAAAGGACUCAGCUGUGAGAGCUGCCACACGGCCCAGUCUCCUCAGUGGUAUGCCUGGGGACCUCCUAAUAUGCAGUGCAGAUUGUGUGCCUCCUGUUGGAACUACUGGAAGAAAUAUGGAGGCCUGAAGACCCCUACACAGCUAGAGGGUGCUGCUAGAGCUGGCUCCGAGUCAGGCCCCCGCGGUCACAUGACACGUCAGGAGGUCCAGGGCAUGUCACCGUUCACUCGCAACGAGGGUCGAGCCAAACUGCUGGCCAAGAACCGCCAGACGUUCAUCCUGCAGACCACCAAGCUGACCCGCAUCGCUCGCCGGGUGUGUGAGGACAUUCUGCAGCCUCGCCGUGCAGCACGGCGCCCCUACGCUUCCAUCAACGCCAAUGCCGUCAAAGCUGAGUGUAUGAUCCGGCUGCCCAAAGCCACAAAAACUCCUUUAAAGAGUAAGGUGGUGCCUCGACAGUCACUGGCCACGAUAGUGAAGGAUUUAGCCAUCUCAGCUCCUCUGAAACUGAAGGCAUCUAGAGGACCCCCGACACCCAUCAACAGGAAUCAGGCCAGCCAGCCUCGUGUGGGCCAAAGCCUGCUGGGAAAGAGAGGCUUUGACAGCGCUACAGGGGUGCCCUACCCAGCCAAUGGGAGGCCGUACACUUCAGGUAUGAGGACCACCUCUCAGUCGGUCAUCAAGAGGCAGAAGGUCAGCCAGGGAGAGGCACCCAACCCUGUGGUAUUUGUGGCUACGAAGGACACCAGGGCUCUGAGGAAACAUCUGACCCAGUCAGAGAUGCGUCGGGCAGCAAGGAAGCCUCAUCUCUUGGUUCGGAUCAAGCUGCCACUGCCCCCUCGCUCCCUGGCCAUGCCCCUGCUCCCCUCCAGCACCAGCGAACCCAUUGUCCUGGAGGACUGAAGAGAAGGGACUUGGGGGUCUUUCAGCAGGACAUGGGGAUUGGAUGGGAGGUGGAGAGGGCGGGUCUGUGCUCAAGCCAUCACUUAACAGGCAGCACAUUACGCCAUACCAGUAGUCUUUAUUUUCCCUCUUUUCAGUGUCAUUUUUCUUUAGUCCUCUGUUACUUCCCAAAAGUUGUGUCUAACACACACACACACACACACACACACACACACACACACACACACACAACUGUACAUUUCCAUGAAGUUGAACACACACAUCAACACGCUGAAACUCACACAACACCUUGGGCUUUGUAGUAUUUUAUUGCAAAUCCAGAAUUAUUUUGCUCCCCUUUUCAAUGCCAUCUGUUUUUAAAUGUGUAAUUUAAAUCAAGAUAUUUCUCAUCCUGAAACAAUGGUGAUAAAGCACACUUUGUUUUUCCUCCAUGUCUCUAUCUUUGUGUAAAUAUAUGCAUCAUUUAAGGGGGGUCACCCACAGUAUGUAAGGAGAACAGGGGGUGGGCAGGUAGAAAUGGGACCGUUGUAGCAGGCCGAAGGUGGAAUCUGAUUUUCACUCAUAAACUUCUUUACUCAAUUUCAGCAGGGAAGAAUCUGAAUAGCUGUUGAUUGUAGCUUUUAGACAGUACACAUGUUCAUUGGGGAGUUGAGGAGACUCUUUGACAUGGCAGCUCUCAGGCAGUGUGAACACCAUGUUUGAUCCAUAUACAGCCAUUUUAUUUUUCUCUGUAAAUUGUCAUCUUUUCCCAUCAUCUGUUAGUAGACAAACACAAGCCUGUUAAAGGGUUAAUAAAUCCCCAGAGGUUCAUCCCACCUGAACCUAAUAAUGUUACUCUAGUGUUUGACAGUAUGCAGAGAGAGAAGCAAAGGUAAAGUGAGGAUAGAAUUUAACAAAAAGUAGGUUGUUGUUUUCUCACUAUGGUCAAAGCUGAUCAAGUGUCAAAAAAUCAAAUGUCACCCUGUUAGAUGCUCACUAAAUUGUCUCAGGGCUGCAACUAACCAUAUUGCUAUUCUAAAUUAAUCUGCCAGAUAGCUUUUAAUGAUAAGGUUAUGGUUACGUUCACUCAAAAAAAAAAAGAAUACUCAGUUGUUAUGCCAAUGGAAUGUCAGGUGAAGUUUUGUAGUCCACAAAACUUUUCUGGGGCUCCACAGCAAAACGGCAUUGCAGCAUUCUAAACGCCUCAAGUAGAUCGAGACUUGAAACAUAAAAAACACAAUGAACAGCUCCAACCAGUUUUCCGGUGGAAUCCAAGUAGCCCAGAGAACCCAAAUGAAUUUGAGAAUAUGUUAUUAACACACUUUUUAAAGCUGGAAUGUUUACUUUAGCUGGUAGGCUGAAAGUGUUAGUGUGCACCUCGACUGAAAGUGCUCAUAUUUGUUUUGUCCUCACUUGUGCUCAGUCCCAUCUCCACCUUCACACCACAAUAGUCAUUUUUUACAGGCAUCUCCUGUCACUUGAUCCCCACUUUUUAGGCAGUUUAAAGAGAAAAGUGUCCCGACUCCUCCUGUUCUCCUGACCUCACCCCAAGAAGUCCAAACAGGCAGUCUGGAAUCAAAGGGGGAGAGGGUCGUCAUUGGAGUCUAUCUGCGUAAAUUCAAAUUACUGUGGUUUUCAUUGAGUUGCACAUAUGAAUGUGUGACUUGCUAUGAUGAGAGAACACAUUUUGCUUAGUGGUACUAUGUCUGAGUCUGCAAGAAUCCAAAACAAAGCCAUAAUGUGCAAAAAAAAAAAAAUUUUUUUUAAUGUUGUCAUCCAUUGUGAAGGGACUCUUUGACCCUGAGGUUAUGUCUCAAUUAAAGCCACAGUAGUUCUGACAAUGUGCUAUUUGGUUGGUUAGAAUGAAACUGAUACAGAAGAAAAACUAAAGGUGUGUUAAUAAUGCAGCAAAUUUGUUGACACACAGAAGAAAAUUAGGGCCAAAAAUGAAGUUCGAAAAGUGUAUGUUAUGAAUUGCAAAAAGAGUCUGAGAUUAGAGUUGUAUUGAUUCAUUCAGAACUUUAUUCAUACGGCCUUAAUCCUCUUCUGGGAGUGUCUGGUGAUGCAGAACAGAGGUGAUGUUUUUGAUUGUGGCUGGGUUUGAAGACGAUAUGAAAGGAAUCUUCAGCUGUCUCAACUUUUGCUUGGUUUAUUUUAGUUCCCUGUGUUUGUACUGUUAUGAAAGGGUGAGUACUAAAAGUAAGUUGUUAAUUGGAUAAUUAUAAUGCCUGUGAAUCCCCACUCUAGUGAGGGGUUCCACUGGUUUUAUAAGAAAGUUCGGUCCCAAUGUGGGCUUUGUAAUAUUUCUCGGAGAAAAAAAAGAAAUUGAAGUCUUGAGUUUGUAGCAAAUACUAAUCUGUGUAAAAAUAAGUGAAAAACUGGCAUAUUUUAAACUUUUUUACAUCUAAACUGUGUAAUUCUGCUCCAGUAUUUUGGAGAUGGCUCUAAUAGGCUACUGUACAUGUGAAACAUUGCUCUCCGUCAUAGUGUGGGUGGGGUGGUCAUUGAAACCCAGAGGCAACAUUCAAAAGGGACAGGGUGCUGAUUUUUGUAUGAUGGAGAGACGGACAUGCUACAAUUUAAACUUUUCUCAAGUGUUUUUUAUUCCAAUGUCUCUGUAUCCUUUAAUGUAUCUUGAUAAGAAAAGAAAUAAAGAUUUUUUUUUUCUUUGUGGUCA